Messenger RNA from Camponotus floridanus (Florida carpenter ant), 8851 nucleotides. It is a transcript of the gene Ca-alpha1T, whose product is annotated as voltage-dependent T-type calcium channel subunit alpha-1G. The coding region runs from base 1097 to 8851 and encodes 2584 amino acids. The transcript is spliced from 34 exons. Gene Ontology annotation, cellular component: voltage-gated calcium channel complex; neuron projection; voltage-gated sodium channel complex. Gene Ontology annotation, molecular function: voltage-gated sodium channel activity; low voltage-gated calcium channel activity. The record is from RefSeq and is a predicted model, not a curated record. Lineage: Eukaryota; Metazoa; Arthropoda; Insecta; Hymenoptera; Formicidae. Gene Ontology annotation, biological process: calcium ion import; sodium ion transmembrane transport; membrane depolarization during action potential.
GAAGGAGCUUCGGUCGACCGACCGGGAGGAGCAGGAGGAAGUGGUGGAGAAGAAGAUGGGGCGCGCGGCCGGGAAGCGUGGGAGAGGUGGGAAAGAGUAGGAAGAUCUCCGGAUUUUCUCCGGGGGAGAGGAUGUUGGAGGUCGCGAGACGCGCGGAUGAGGCAAGGGAUACGCACACCGGGGUCGCGCAUGCGUCCACCACCAUCGGCGUCGAGGAUGUUCGACGUUUUUUUCAGUCACCGGUCGACGCUGCGUCGGGCACCGUCGUCGUCGUUGAAUACGGCCGCGAUCGCGCGGCGUUCAGCUGCUACCACCACCGUGCCGUGCAACAUCCGCGAUCAUCCUUCACUCGCGGACGACAAUCCACGUUCAGUGUCCGCGUGUUCGCGCGACCGACGUCGCGGUCGAUAGAACCCGCAUCUGGAAGAGGAAAAAAUUACGGACCCAGGAGGAUAGCUGGAAACGAAAGAGACCAGGUGGUGGAUCAGUUCUCGGCCACGCGCUUCACGCGUGUUCUCUUCUUCUGAAUCUGAUCGCGCCACCGACUGUCCUUCUCUCGAAAAGAAGAACUUCGCUUAAAGAGCGUAUGACCUCGUGGUGAAAUUUGCGCGCGUUCAUCCUUCGGGAAUACCGCGAUAUCGGGGCAAGGUUACUGCGCGCUCGCUACGUCCCCAGGUGAGAAGCGCAGGUGAGAGAAAUAGCGGACAGGCGCGUCGAGAGGUGCACAUCUGCUUAGAUCUGCUGUCUACCCGAUGUAAGAUGCAAUCGGUGGACAAUCGCUCGCUGCCUCAGUGUGGACCAACGUGUGGAGAGCUGGAGAGUUAAGAUAAGAGCUCGGAGGAGAUAAUCCUCGCGAGGAAAAGGAUUGACGAGAAGGAAUGACGUUGUUAAAAUCAACUGAUUAUUCGCGCCAGUAGUCAAGAACGUGCGGAAAGGGACGGACGCGAAGCAAAGGCGAUGAGAAUCUCUCCCUGCGAGGAGUCUCCGAAUCGUCGCCUCACGCAGCUCCAGGCACCGAGGAGGCCGCAACGUCGUUGAGGACCUCUCCGGAGUCGCUGGAGAAACGUCGCGCUCGAGAGAAACAGGGACUCCGAGAAUGUCGCUGCACUAUCCUCAGGGAUACCGGUACCGAUCCGCGUCAAAGACAAGCGGCGGGAUCGGGGCCGGAGGGGAACAGGGCUCCGAUAGCGACGUAGCGGAGCUCAGCGACCUCGAGGACGACGAGGACGAGGAUGAGACUCGCGGAUCCGCUGAAAGACGAGUCAUGGAAGAAGAGGGGGACGAGAAUGACGAGAACGAUGAGGAUGACGAGAACGAUGAUGACGACGACGACGACGACGAUGACGACGACGAUGACGACGAUGAGGAUAAUGAGGAUGAGGAGGAGGAGGAAGGCGAGGAUCUACCCUAUCCAGGUUUCGUUCCAAUUGCUCUCAGAUAUCUCGACCAGAGCACACGACCGCGCAACUGGUGUCUUGCAUUUAUCACUAAUCCGUGGUUCGAAAGGGUGAGCAUGAUGGUGAUCCUUCUUAACUGCAUCACGCUCGGGAUGUACCAGCCGUGCGUGGACGACCAGUGCGUAACAAAUCGAUGUAAGAUACUGCAGAUGUUCGAUGAUAUCAUUUUUGCCUUCUUCUCUCUGGAAAUGACUAUAAAGAUGGUGGCGAUGGGGAUUUACGGUAGAGGAACUUAUCUCGCGGAUUCCUGGAAUAGAUUAGAUUUCUUUAUAGUGCUAGCUGGCGCUUUGGAAUACUGCCUAAAUGUGGAAAAUAUGAAUCUGUCAGCCAUACGAACAAUAAGAGUUUUAAGGCCGUUACGAGCGAUCAAUCGUAUACCAAGUAUGCGAAUAUUGGUGAUGCUGCUGCUCGACACUCUUCCUAUGCUAGGCAACGUUCUGUUACUAUGUUUCUUCGUCUUCUUCAUAUUUGGCAUCGUCGGUGUGCAACUGUGGGAGGGUAUACUACGCCAACGUUGCUUCCUCAAGGCUCUACCCAACGUCAAGUAUCCCGAUGAUCUGGAGAAGUAUUUCGAGUAUCAGGGUCAGGAUUACAUUUGUUCGCGUCCCGACGACAGCGGGAUGCACUCUUGCAGUAAUCUACCGCCGCUUAAAUUUGGAAACUUGGUGUGCAACAAUACGGCCGUGCCAAACAGUAAUGCCACGUUCAUCAACAAUGACACCUGCGUUAAUUGGAAUUACUACUAUACCGAAUGCAAAGGCCAGGGCAACAAUCCAUUUCAAGGAACAAUUUCAUUCGAUAACAUCGGUCUCGCCUGGGUCGCCAUAUUUCUUGUAAUUAGUCUGGAAGGAUGGACGGACAUAAUGUAUUACGUGCAGGACGCCCACUCCUUUUGGGACUGGAUAUAUUUCGUUCUCCUCAUAGUCAUUGGUUCAUUUUUCAUGAUCAAUCUCUGCUUGGUCGUAAUCGCGACGCAAUUCUCGGAGACGAAGAAGCGUGAGAUGGAGAGGAUGAAGUUGGAACGCGCUCGCUACCAUUCAACCUCGACGCUCGCGUCGUCCACGAAUACCUCGGAGCCUACUACUUGUUACGCCGAAAUCGUCAAAUACAUUGCCCACCUCUGGCGACGAAGUAAACGAAGACUGAUGAAGCGGUAUCGCCUGUGGCUGUACAAGAGGCAGCAGAAGCGCGAGCAGAAUCUGCUCAAAGAACCAAGGCAGAGCCAAGCGAUUCGCCCGAAUGCCACUGCUGGGGGACUGAAUCGAGUACCGGGUGAUAGAAGAUUACAUCAUGGAAGAUGUCCUCGACUCCUUGCCGCGUUGGAAUAUGCCGAACAACAGCAGCAGCAGCAACAGCAACAACAACAACAAUUGCAAGUGGCUACUAGUGAUAAUGGUGGAUCCGUUGUCGAUUUCGCCGCCGUUACAUCCCCUUUACAAUCGGCAAUAGGCACCACUACUGGCAAUAAUAGUGGUAAUAAUGGCGGAAACUUGGGCAUCGCGCCUCGAGCGAGUCCAGAGAUUUCCGAAGCCGAAGUUUCCACGAACAUGUGCCACAGAUUGAAUGUUCAUCGCACUUCCUCUGUGUCUUGCAACGGAAGCGAAAAUGUCAUCGUGGGAAACGUGCAGGCCGAGACGAACAGCACGUUGUUGAGUCCGCCAUGUACGCAUUAUCGGAGAAGAAGCAGCGUAAUGUUUAGCGACGUGGUACUGCUCCAUGGCAGCAAUAAUGUCGGGAAUGCGUUGCAGCCGGGGACAACGGUGACGCCGGGUGAACGUAACGUCUGCUCGAGCGAGAAGAUGACCCAGACGGGCGAUGGUAACGUUUGGUCCAGUCCUCUUCCGGACCACACGCAGAUGCAGGCCGAGCUGGGUGGCAAUGAGGCUAUGACGUGUCAGGAAUUGCUGGCUCUCAGCGGUGCUCUCAGCGCCGCGUUGCCCACUGGUCAAUUGGCACUCGAUUCGUUCCUAAACUCUCUCACGAAAGGUAUAACAGAUCGUCACAUCACGUUGGAGGAUCGUACGCAGUGGCUGACGUCCGACGUUGACAAUUGUUCCUGUUGCUGCGAGCUGCAGGGCGGCGAUCAAUGGUCGGACGACGGCGAAAAGUGGCAAAAGUCUUCACGGGUCAGACGGUUCUUGAGUCGCACCGGGAACUGUUGCUUCGGCACGUUGCGCUCCAUUCAACGAUGCAUCAAGAAGCUCGUCGAGCACAAAUAUUUCCAGCAGGGUAUCCUUCUGGCGAUACUCAUUAAUACUUUGAGUAUGGGAAUCGAAUAUCACAAUCAGCCGGAACAAUUAACGGUAGCUGUUGAAAUAAGCAACAUCGUUUUCUCGGCAAUCUUCGCAGUGGAGAUGCUACUUAAAGUAAUAGCGGAAGGCCCAUUCGGUUACAUCAGCAACGGCUUCAACGUCUUCGACGGUAUUGUCGUCGUCCUAAGCGUCGUCGAACUCUGCCAAGCAUUCUUGGAGGAGCGCGGUGGCAGUUCCGGUCUGAGCGUCCUGCGUACCUUCCGCCUGCUCAGGAUCUUAAAGCUAGUGCGAUUCUUGCCCAAUCUCCGACGACAGCUCUUCGUGAUGCUACGCACCAUGGAUAACGUUGCCGUAUUCUUUUCUCUUUUAGUACUUUUCAUCUUUAUAUUCAGUAUUCUCGGGAUGAACCUGUUUGGUUGCAAAUUCUGUGAAACGAUGAAAGGCAGCUCUGACGUCGAGUGUGAUAGGAAAAACUUUGACUCGUUACUCUGGGCUAUUGUGACAGUGUUUCAGAUCCUUACGCAGGAGGAUUGGAAUGUCGUCCUCUUCAACGGUAUGCAGAAGACAUCUCACUGGGCUGCGCUUUAUUUCGUAGCGUUAAUGACCUUUGGCAAUUACGUUCUCUUCAAUCUUCUUGUUGCCAUUCUCGUUGAAGGUUUCUCAUCGGAGAGAAAUGAGAGGAGAGAACGAGAGCAAAGAGAAAUGGCAAAAAAGCUCGCCGCUGGAAUCGGCAGCGAGGAUGGGUCGUCGAGAGUAUCGGGAUCGCAUUCGAUCUCUGAUAGUGAUACGUAUACCCAGGAUCAGAAGAACUCGUGGCAGAGCGCGGAGGAGCUGAGAAAGUAUAAGGAUAACAGGGAGAAGCAGAACAGCGUGUGGAAACAACGGAUCGAUGAGCCUAAGUGUAACAUUCAGAAAGAGAGUAAGAUGAUGGGUGUGGCAGGUCAACCGCCUAUAAUCACUCAUACAGCGGCAACUCCUCAAGAUUCUCCAAAUACCACGUUGAAUGUUGGCUACAGAGACCUCAAUUGCCGAGCAGUUUACCCGGCUGCUGCCCUUUCGAUCGAAUCCAUCGAUCGAUCUGGUAGCCAGUGUAGUAUACCCUCGGGACUGUUAAAGCUGCCAGAUGUAUCUAACAAAAUUCCGACAAACAAUUUAAUUGCUGGUCAAUUCCCGAGACGCAUAAGCCUUGUUACGGCCGUUGUCAAUCCUUCGACGAGGGACUCGAGUUCAAGUCCGCCAAGGAUACAAAGAGGCUAUUCGUGGCGAUUAUCGCGGCCAUCUUUGCGGAGGAAACGAUGGUCGCAAAGUGACGACGAGCACACCGGUCAUACGACUGUACUCAAUAAUGGGCGCAGUACUCUCGUCGGAUCUAAUCCAACUUUCAAUGGCGGUUAUUUGCAUGGUUCGAUAAGAAACGAUACGCAACGCGACGCGCCCAACAAUCGAACCACCGUCCUAACAAGCAAUAAUCGUAGUUUGAGUCCUAAUAAUUCGCUCGAAAGUUAUGGCCCAUGGUCGAUUCGUCGUUACACAAUUACGUCUAAUCAGAUGCGAUGGAUCGGCGAGCUUUCGCGGAGAAACUCAUUGCGCGGAUAUGAAAAUGUUCAGACGUCCACGAGAAAAACGCUGCCGUUGGAUGAGAUGCUCGCGCCGUCCUCGACCCCACGCACGAUCAAUAAUCUCUCGAUGGAGACUGGUCCACUGCCGAGAAUCAAACGACUUCCUGAACAAGAAGAAGAGCAUUCGAGAACGGGUGGUGAACAAACGCCGCCGUCAAAUGGCCACGGAAGCGCGAAUAGCGUUGAGAAAAUCAAAAAGAUAUUCAUGUUCUUCGAACCUAAGGGUUGCCUACAGGAACGUGACAAUUAUUCCCUGUAUUUAUUCCCACCCAAUAAUAGGUUUCGUAUCUUCUGUCAAUGGUUCGUUGAUCAAAAAUGGUUUGAUAAUGUAGUAUUGCUGUUCAUUGGAUUGAACUGCAUUACUCUGGCGAUGGAACGACCGAAUAUACCGCCUGACAGUCGCGAAAGAGUUUUUCUAUCGUCUGCGAAUUAUAUUUUUACUGGCGUUUUUGCUAUCGAGAUGUUUGUUAAGGUUGUCGCGACGGGUAUGCUUUAUGGUCCGGAUGCGUAUUUUACUUCAGGCUGGAAUAUUAUGGACGGAUCUCUCGUUAUCAUUUCCAUAAUCGACUUAUCGAUGUCAUUGCUUUCAUCGAGUAGCCCCAGAAUAUUUGGAAUAUUAAGAGUAUUUCGACUACUGAGAUCAUUAAGACCUCUGCGAGUCAUCAAUCGCGCACCUGGUUUAAAACUGGUGGUUCAGACAUUACUGUCUUCAUUGCGGCCCAUCGGAAAUAUUGUUCUGAUUUGUUGCACAUUUUUCGUGAUCUUUGGUAUCCUCGGAGUGCAACUGUUCAAAGGCGCAUUCUACUAUUGCGAAGGUCCUGAAAUCAAGAAUGUGCGCAAUAAAACAGACUGUCUGGCCGAUAAGCGAAACAUGUGGCUAAAUCGAAAGUACAAUUUCGACGAUCUCGGCAAAGCUCUCAUGUCGUUAUUUGUCUUAUCGUCGCGAGACGGAUGGGUAAACAUCAUGUACACCGGUCUAGAUGCUGUUGGCGUCGAUCAACAGCCCAUCGAAAAUUAUUCCGAAUGGCGGUUGUUGUAUUUCAUCGCGUUCAUAUUACUGGUGGGCUUCUUCGUGUUGAACAUGUUCGUCGGCGUGGUGGUGGAGAAUUUUCAUAGGUGCCGCGAAGAGCAAGAGAAAGAGGAGCGUGUACGUAGAGCGGCUAAACGCGCAUUGCAGAUGGAAAAAAAGAGACGAAAGAUGCACGAGCCACCGUAUUACACUACCUACUCAAAGGCGCGGCUCUUCGUCCACAACGUCGUGACGUCCAAGUACUUUGAUCUGGCGAUCGCCGCAGUUAUUGGUCUCAAUGUCGUCACGAUGGCGAUGGAAUUUUACAUGAUGCCGAAAGCGCUCACUUACGCGUUAAAGAUCUUUAAUUAUUUCUUCACCGCUGUUUUCAUUCUCGAAUCCUUCAUGAAGCUUGUCGCUCUCGGUGUGCAGCUUUAUCUAAAGGAUAAAUGGAACCAACUGGAUGUGGGAAUAGUGAUAUUAUCAGUCGUUGGCAUCGUGCUAGAGGAGGUCGAGUCUAAAAUCAUCCCCAUUAAUCCCACGAUAAUUCGCGUAAUGCGAGUGUUACGGAUAGCCCGUGUAUUGAAGCUCUUGAAAAUGGCGAAGGGUAUACGUGCCCUCUUGGACACGGUGAUGCAGGCAUUACCACAAGUUGGAAAUUUAGGACUAUUGUUUUUUUUACUUUUCUUUAUAUUUGCCGCCCUAGGAGUGGAACUUUUCGGCCGGCUAGAAUGCAACGAUGAAAUGCCUUGCCAAGGUCUUGGUGAGCACGCGCAUUUUAGUAAUUUUGGUAUGGCCUUCUUAACGCUUUUCCGAGUUGCUACCGGUGACAACUGGAAUGGUAUCAUGAAGGACACGCUGAGGGAUGAUUGCGAUGAUGCAGCAGAUUGUGUCAAGAAUUGUUGUGUGAGCACUAUUAUUGCGCCGAUAUUUUUUGUGAUUUUCGUUUUAAUGGCCCAAUUUGUAUUGGUGAAUGUCGUUGUUGCUGUGCUGAUGAAACAUCUGGAAGAAAGUCACAAACAGAUGGAAGACGAACUCGAUAUGGAAACACAGUUGGAGAGAGAAUUAGCCGCGGAGCAGGAAGAGCUUCUUGAAGUGGAGGAGGAAGAUGAAGAUGACAUAGGGAUGAAUGGUAGAAUAGAUGAUGACGAUGAAGACGAUGAAGAUAAAGAGCGCGUAUCUAUGGUAGGGAAUGUAAAAAUACCCGCGAGGCCAGGAUUGGCCAAAGUUCAGUCUCUUCCUGCAAAUUUUAUUUACAAUCCACCGAGAGAGAGAAAUAUCGAUGACACCUCGAUUUCCGUGUCCUUGGACGAGAAACGUCGUAGUUCGUAUUACCGUUCGAGUUCAAGACCGUCCAAGUUUAAGUCGAAACGCCGGCAAACCUUCCAUUCGAGUCACCAUCAACGAAGAUCACUGUUGCCAAUGCAUUUCGAGGUCGCCGAGGUCUUUGAGAAGCCUGUGAGCAAUUUGAGCGUGCCUCGAAUUAUUCCACAUCGUAGCUACGGCGUCGCUAGUCAAGAUCCUAGUCAUGUGCAACAUCAAAAGUUGCAGGUGAUCACUACUGAAACGCGUGAGAAUAAGUCUCUGCUGAGUGUAAGCAAGCCGCCAACUAGCUCCUCGCUGGUCACUUCUACUGCCUCGAGCAGCACCUUGAGCGUUCCGCCGAAAGUGAUCAGCGAUCGUUAUCUCAUGCCGACCGCCGAGGUCUACCCGUCCAAGGCGACGAUGAGCUACCGGACAUCCAGCGACACGCAAUCACCAUCACAAUCGCCGGACAGCGGGAGCGCGGGUGCCGGCAGCAGUAGAACACUCAGCAUCGCGAACGGCUACGCUGGCGGCAAGAUUCGACCGGAAGAGCCAAGGUCGAAGACUACGGCGACGACCCAGGACGACCUCGACGUGCAGUCCGUCAUCAACGAAAGAAGGCCAUCCAAAUUGAAGACGACGCACGAUGUCACCGCCACGUCCAGUGGCGCUACCGCCAGUAUCGCCAGCGAUCAGUAUAGCGCGAUUAUCCGCGGCGAGGGUUACAGCCAUAUCUACGUCACCACCGAGGAUAGAUCCGACGAGGUCCCGUCACCGUGUGGCAAUGUCAGCGAGAGCACCGGGACCGGCAGCCUCAGUGCGGUCGCCAGCAUCAGCGUCGCUGGCAUCAGCGUUGCCGGUAGCAUCAGCAGCGGUAGCGGCAACGGCAGCCGAAACGGCGGCAGCGGCAACGGUAGCAGGAACAGUGGCAGCGGCAGCGGUGGAGUGCAUAUCGGCGAGGGUGGUGCUAUCGGAUCCGACGUGAGGAUUUACGUGGACGACACGGACUCGGCGAGCAGCAGCAACGGGCAGCGACGCGGCGGCAGAUUGACGCGCGACGACGAGACCCUGGACGCCUCGACCACCGUCUCCUCCGCUACGACAAUGAGGGACGGUGGAGGUGGCGGAGGCAGCGGCGGUGACGACGACGAAAACAAAGAGACAUCCGAGAGACCGUCCUCCGUCAGUGGACCGUUGGAUCCCUCUUAA